GUUUUGAAACUUCAGAACAGAGACCCCCUAGCGGCGCGAGACUGAAACCCAAAACUCUUCAUGGCUCGCCGGACUUUCUCAUCGGACGACGUCGUUGUGAAGUCUCCGAACGACAAACGACUCUACCGUUUAAUCAAGCUCGACAACGGCCUCACCGCAUUGCUAGUUCACGAUCCUGAGAUUGGAGAAGCCCAACUCUCCAAGGACUCUGAGCGAACUGAAGAAGCUGAGGAAGAAGACGAAGAAGAAGAGGAUGAGGAUGAGGAUGAGGAUGACGAAGACGAUGAAGAUGACGAAGAAGAUAGUGAAGAAGAUGAUGAAGAGGAGGAUGAGGAAGAUGAAGAUGAGCUGAAGAAGAAGAAGAAAAAGGGAGGGGAUUCUCAGACUAAGAAGGCAGCCGCAGCAAUGUGUGUAGGAAUAGGCAGCUUCUCUGACCCUCCUGAGGCACAGGGGCUCGCACACUUUCUAGAGCACAUGCUCUUUAUGGGUAGUAAGGAAUUUCCAGAUGAAAACGAGUAUGAUAGUUACUUGUCCAAGCACGGAGGGUCCUCAAAUGCCUACACAGAAGCAGAGCAUACUUGCUACCAUUUCGAAGUGAAACGGGAGUUUCUCAAGGGUGCCUUGACAAGAUUUUCUCAGUUCUUUGUUUCACCCCUGGUAAAAAGUGAAGCCAUGGAGCGGGAGGUACAGGCUGUAGAUUCAGAGUUUAACCAGGUUCUGCAAAACGAUGCUUGCCGCCUUGAACAACUUCAAUGCCAUACAGCCUCACCUGGUCACCCAUUUAAUAGAUUCGCAUGGGGGAAUAAAAAGAGCUUAUCUGAUGCCAUGGAAAAAGGGAUCAAUUUGCGGGAACAAAUAUUGAAAUUGUACAGAGAUUUUUACCAUGGUGGAUUGAUGAAGCUAGUUGUCAUUGGUGGAGAGUCUCUUGAUGUACUUGAGAAUUGGGUUUUGGAAUUGUUUGGUAACGUCAAAAAGGGUCCUCAAGUAAAGCUGGAAUUCAAGGCAGCGGAAGGCCCAAUUUGGAAAGGUGGAAAAGUUUACAGGCUAGAGGCUGUUAAAGAUAUUCAUAUACUCCACUUAACAUGGACAUUUCCAUGUCUUCGUCAAGAUUAUUUGAAGAAAUCAGAAGAUUAUAUAUCUCAUCUCCUUGGGCAUGAGGGUAGAGGAAGUUUGCAUUCCUAUUUCAAAGCUAGAGGGUGGGCAACAUCUCUGGCUGCUGGUGUUGGAGAUGAUGGGAUGCAUCGUUCUUCUGUGGCUUAUGUAUUUCGCAUGGAUAUUUAUCUCACUGACUCUGGAUUGGAUAAGAUUUUUGAUAUAAUUGGCUUGGUCUAUCAAUACAUAAAGUUAUUGCAUAAAGUGUCCCCACAAGAAUGGAUAUUUAAGGAGCUGCAGGAUACUGGGAACAUGGAAUUUAGAUUUGCAGAGGAGCAGCCUCAGGAUGAUUAUGCCUCAGAACUUGCAGGAAAUCUACUCAUUUAUGCAGCAGAGCAUGUUAUUUAUGGUGCCUAUGCCUACAAGAUCUGGGCUGAAGAAUCAAUCAAAUAUGUUCUUAAUUUCCUUAGACCAGAAAACAUGAGGAUUGAUGUUGUAUCAAAGCCCUCAAUGAAGUUAGAAGAUUUCCAGUGCGAACCUUGGUUUGGCUCACAUUAUACUGAAGAAGAUAUAUCUCCAUCUUUGAUAGAUUUGUGGAAAGAUCCUCCAGAAAUUGAUGUUUCAUUGCAUCUCCCGGAAAAAAAUGAGUUCAUUCCUACUGAUUUUUCCAUUCGUUCUGAUGGUCUUGAUACUACAGAUGUAUCUUUGCCGAGAUGUAUACUGGAUGAGCCAUUGGUGAAGUUCUGGUACAAACUUGAUAGUACAUUUAAACUCCCACGGGCAAAUACUUAUUUCCGCAUCAAUCUAAAGGGUGGAUAUGAUAAUGUGAAGAGUUGUGUCUUGACUGAACUAUAUAUAUCCCUCCUUAAAGAUGAGCUGAAUGAGAUUGUUUAUCAGGCUAGUAUGGCCAAGCUGGAAACUUCGGUAUCUGUAUCUUCUGACAAUCUGGAGCUGAAGGUCUACGGUUUCAAUGACAAGCUUCCAGCUCUGUUGUCAAAGAUUCUGAAAACAACCAAAAGUUUCAUGCCGACUUCUGAUCGUUUUCUGGUUAUUAAAGAAAAUAUGGAGCGAAAAUUGAAGAACACCAAUAUGAAGCCUCUGAGUCACUCUUCAUACUUGAGACUGCAAGUAUUGUUCCAGAAAUUCUAUGAUGUUGAUGAGAAGCUGCAUGUUUUGAAUGGAUUGUCUGUUUCUGAUAUGAAGCUAUUUAUUCCCCAGCUUUGUUCCCAGCUAUACAUUGAAGGCCUUUGUCAUGGAAAUUUGUCAGAAAAAGAAGCAAUCAGCCUUUCAGAUAUAUUCAAAACAAAUUUUUCUGUACAACCACUUCCUGUUGAACUGAGGCAUAGAGAACACUUUACUUGUCUACCGCCUUCUGCUAACCUCAUAAGAGAUGCCAGUGUGAAGAAUAAGUCCGAAACAAAUUCGGUGAUUGAGCUGUAUUUUCAAAUUGAGCGGGAAGUGUUUAGUGAGUCCCCCAGAAUGAGGGCCCUGAUUGAUCUUUUUGAUGAAAUUGUGGAGGAACCACUUUUCAAUCAGCUAAGGACAAAGGAGCAACUUGGUUAUACUGUUCAGUGUGCCCCGCGAGUUACCACGAACGUAUUUGGAUUUUGCUUUUACGUUCAGUCGGCUGAGUACAACCCAAUCUACUUGCAAGGAAGACUCGAGAUCUUUAUAAAAAGUUUGGAGGAAUUGUUGCAAGGACUAGACGAUGACUCUUUUGAGAAUUACAGAGCUGGGCUAAUGGCAAAGCUAUUGGAGAAAGAUCCAUCCCUUCAAUAUGAAACCAAUCGAUUUUGGUCAGAGAUUACCGAUAAAAGGUAUAUGUUUGACUAUACAAAACAGGAAGCAGUACAACUCAAAAACAUUCAGAAGGAGGAUGUCAUCAACUGGUACAAAACAUAUUUGCAACAAUUGUCUCCCAAGUGUCGGAAACUAGCAGUUCGUGUUUGGGGAUGCAACACAGACAUGAAAGAGGCUGAAGCACGGCCGGAGUCUGUAAAAGUCAUUGAAGACCUUGGAGCCUUUACGAUGUCAUCUGAGUUCUAUCCUAGCAAUUGUUGAGAUUUUAUAGACGGCUUCUGAAUUUUGAUGGAAAUUGAGCAUUUGGAGUCUAAUUGUUUACCAGGGUUUACUU
This is a messenger RNA of Fragaria vesca subsp. vesca, 3226 nucleotides long. Its product is annotated as insulin-degrading enzyme-like. The coding region runs from base 61 to 3153 and encodes 1030 amino acids. The transcript has 19 exons. Gene Ontology annotation, biological process: proteolysis. Gene Ontology annotation, cellular component: cytosol. Gene Ontology annotation, molecular function: metalloendopeptidase activity; metal ion binding. Lineage: Eukaryota; Viridiplantae; Streptophyta; Magnoliopsida; Rosales; Rosaceae. The record is from RefSeq and is a predicted model, not a curated record.